GGUUCAGAAAUACAGGCUCUGGAGGAAACGAGAUAAAUAAAACACAUAUUUAAGCUAAGAUGUCUGUUGUAGGUUUUGAUGUGGGGUUUCAGAACUGUUACAUUGCUGUUGCCAGGAGCGGCGGUAUUGAAACCAUUGCUAAUGAAUACAGUGACAGAUGCACUCCGGCAUGCAUUUCUUUGGCAUCUAAAAACAGAACCAUUGGGAAUGCUGCUAAGAGUCAGAUCAUUACAAACUUUAAGAACACAGUACAUGGCUUUAAGAAGUUCCAUGGUCGAGUGUUUGAUGAUCCCUUUGUACAGGCUGAGAAAGCAAAAUUGCCUUACAGCCUUCAUAAGGCCCCCAAUGGCAGCACUGGAGUGAAGGUUCGUUACUUGGAUGAAGACAAGGUAUUCACUAUUGAGCAGGUGACAGCCAUGUUGCUCACCAAACUAAAGGAGACAUCAGAGAGCGCUCUGAAAAAGCCAGUGGUGGACUGUGUCAUUUCUGUCCCCAGCUUCUUUACUGAUGCAGAGCGAAGAUCAGUAAUAGAUGCUUCUCAGAUUGCUGGGUUGAACUGCUUGAGGCUAAUCAAUGACACAACAGCAGUUGCAUUAGCCUAUGGCAUCUACAAACAGGAUUUACCAAACCCAGAAGAAAAGCCACGUAAUGUUGUGUUUGUGGACAUUGGUCACUCGUCCUACCAGGUCUUGAUUGUCUCCUUUAACAAGGGGAAACUAAAGGUAUUGGCGACAGCAUACGACCCAUAUUUGGGUGGGCGUAACUUUGAUGACGUGCUGGUAGAGCAUUUCUGUGAGGAGUUUAAGAGUCGUUACAAGUUAAAUGUAAAGGACAAUCCUCGGGCCUUGCUAAGGCUUCAUCAAGAGUGUGAAAAGCUCAAGAAGCUCAUGAGUGCCAACUCUUCAGAGCUACCGCUUAACAUUGAGUGCUUCAUGAAUGACAUUGAUGUCUCUGGGAGAAUGAACAGGGGCCAUUUUGAGGAGAUGUGUGCUCAGCUUUUGAGCAGAAUGGAAGCACCACUUAAAGCAGUCGUGGAACAAUCAAAGCUAAGCAGAGAUGACAUUUAUGCUGUGGAAGUUGUUGGUGGUGCUACUAGGAUUCCUGCUAUUAAAGAGAGUAUUUCCAGGUUUUUUGGUAAAGACAUCAGUACCACCCUGAAUGCAGAUGAGGCAGUGGCUCGAGGAUGUGCCCUGCAGUGUGCAAUCUUGUCCCCAGCUUUCAAGGUCCGUGAGUUUUCUAUCACAGACGUUGUUCCCUUCCCAAUCACUCUUCGCUGGAAGUCUCCCACAGAUGGUGUUGGUGAAUGUGAGGUAUACAACAAGAAUCAUGCAGCACCUUUUUCCAAAGUCAUCACCUUUCACAAGAAAGAACCCUUUGACCUGCAAGCAUUUUAUAGCACUCCACAAGAUUUGCCAUAUCCAGACACCAGAAUAGGCCGCUUUACUGUCCAGAAUGUUGUGCCUCAGUUGGAUGGAGACAGUUCGAAGGUCAAGGUGAAAGUGCGUGUUAAUGUGCACGGCAUCUUCAGUGUAUCCAGUGCAUCACUGAUAGAGAAGCAGAAAGGCGAAGUGGAGGAUGUGCAGAUGGAGACGGAUCACACAGUUCAGAAUGAGGGCAGGCCAGAGGACCAGGCUAAAAUGCUGGUGGAUCAAGAUGCUCAAGGUGAGCAUCUCAGUGAAGAGGGGAAAGCGUCAAGCUUUGAUAAUAAGGAGGGUGAUUCCCCUGAAAAGCAGGGGGCAGGCACAAGCAAACCCAAGACAAAAGCAAAGAGUGUUGAUUUGCCCAUCCUGACCUACACUAUUAGGCAGCUGGACAGAGAGCUGUUGAACAAUCUGGUAGAAGAAGAGAGGAGAAUGAUUGCUCAGGACAAGCUGGAGAAGGAAAGAAAUGAUGCCAAGAAUGCUGUGGAGGAGUAUGUGUACGAUUUGAGAGACAAACUCUGUGGCAUGUAUGAAAAGUACAUUACUAAAGAGGAGAGUAACAGACUUACUCUGAUGCUUGAGGAUACAGAAAAUUGGCUGUAUGAGGAGGGUGAAGACCAACCAAAGGAGACCUAUCUCGAUAAACUGACUGAGCUGAAAAGGUUUGGUGAGCCUAUUGAAGAGCGAUAUCGGGAGCAGGAGGAAAGACCACAAGCUUUUAAUGAAUUGGGCAAGAAAAUCCAGCUUUUCCUAAAGGUCUUGGAUGCCUACAAGCAGAAGGACGAGCGAUACCAGCAUCUAAUGCCUGAGGAGAUGAGUACAGUGGAGAAGAGUGUGAAUGAGGCCAUGAACUGGAUGAACUCCAAGAUGCUUGCUCAGAGCAAACUCAGCAUCACUCAGGAUCCUGCAGUGAAAGUAGCAGAAAUCAUACAGAAGAUUCAGGAGCUGAAUGACAUCUGCAGUCCUGUGGUGAACCGACCUACAGACGAGAAGCCAGCGGAGGACAACAACGCUCACAAUGGCCCUACAGCAGGACAAGCCCCUGACAACAAGAGCAGUCAGCACACGAAGAACCAGGGAGAGGGGGAAAUGGACUGAAUGGUUUAAGCACUCUUGUUGUUCUUACAGCAGUCAUUGUUGGACCCUCACAGCUGACUCUUAACCUGUCAUCAGUACCAUUCCCGUUUUGUCCACAGUUCAGCUGGUCGUAGUUUGCACCCCAACCUGUGUUACGUGUGCUUUCUGGUUUGUUGUGAUGGAGUCAGUCUGUUCUUGGAAUAUUAAAGUUAUGUGUGAAUCUAGGACCAGGGUGAGGCAUUCAUGGUAGAAUCAUUAUUAGCUGUAGCUUAACAAUGACAAAAUGCUGCCACUCUUGACAAAAUGUUGUCUUAAUGCAAUGUGAUUCUGGAUUCUGUGUAAUCCAAAGUGCUGGUUUUAUCAAGACUUAUAUUGCACAUGGAAAAGUGAAUAAAUUGCUACUUGAAUCAUUUCUAAGGUUAAGGAGACACAAGUAUGUAUGCAAUUAUAUGCAGUAGAUGAUAUAUUUGUAUAUGACAUUCAAAAAAGAUGUGUGCUACCUAGGACUGUACAUAUUAUAUUAGUAAUGUGAAUUUAUAAGUUCAUAAAAGGAUAGAUAUGGGAUCUGGUGAUAAAUUAGCAAUGCUUCCAGCUCCAAGCGAUUAGUUAAAAGUAGAAUGCAAUGAGCUCUUUAUUAUUUUCACCUUAUUCAUCCAUUUCCCAAUAUCCAAUAUCAAGGAGAGAUUUAAUGAUGGAAUCUAAUAAAAACUAAUCUUCACGAUCAAAGUGUGUUGGCUUUGUAAAAGAUAUAUCUAUCUGAUGUGGUUGAAAUCUUUCCUUCCACUGUUUUUUUUUCUGUUUUGA
Trichomycterus rosablanca is the source of this 3302-nucleotide messenger RNA. RefSeq names its product heat shock protein 4 like (gene hspa4l). Gene Ontology annotation, molecular function: ATP-dependent protein folding chaperone; ATP binding. NCBI's taxonomy places the organism in Eukaryota, Metazoa, Chordata, Actinopteri, Siluriformes, Trichomycteridae. Gene Ontology annotation, cellular component: nucleus; cytosol. The coding region runs from base 60 to 2519 and encodes 819 amino acids. The transcript is spliced from 19 exons. The record is from RefSeq and is a predicted model, not a curated record. Gene Ontology annotation, biological process: protein folding.